CCCCAAUCGAAGAAAAGUUCAAUAUCGACUGAGAAUAUGCACAAGUUGCAUUGGAAAUAUAUUUGCCUGGUGUACCACCUGCUCGGAAUCGUGGGAUCUGCCAGUCCUGAACAACCGGAGGUAGACUGCACGGUGAAUGGAACAUUGGCCUUAUGUCCCAGCCCCUGUCCGGAAACCUGUGAGUUUCUGAGUGAAACCUGCACGAACGAGUGCGGUGGACCCUGUGUGUGCAAGGAGGGUUACAUUAUCGACGGUGAUCUCAGGAUCUGUGUCCUAAGAUCGGAUUGUCCCGCGGAACUGAGGCAGACGACGAUACCCCUGCACUAUCCCGUGAAUAUCAAAUAUUUCGGAUCGUAUUUAAUCCACAACGAUUCUACGGACUAUAAAAGCUGGGAAGUGCGGAUACGCACGAUUCGAAAACCCAUCGCAUUGAAUGAAGACUAGUCUGUUGGAA
This is a messenger RNA of Drosophila pseudoobscura, 454 nucleotides long. RefSeq names its product accessory gland protein Acp62F-like. The coding region runs from base 37 to 444 and encodes 135 amino acids. Lineage: Eukaryota; Metazoa; Arthropoda; Insecta; Diptera; Drosophilidae. The transcript has a single exon. The record is from RefSeq and is a predicted model, not a curated record.